Molecule: messenger RNA, 516 nt
Organism: Ilex paraguariensis (yerba mate)
Lineage: Eukaryota; Viridiplantae; Streptophyta; Magnoliopsida; Aquifoliales; Aquifoliaceae
Source: the annotation of a GenBank genome assembly
AUGUCGAACCCAAAGGUCUUCUUCGACAUGACGGUCGGCGAUGCACCGGCCGGCCGUAUCGUGAUGGAGCUCUACGCUGACGUCGUUCCUAAGACUGCAGAGAACUUCCGUGCCCUCUGCACCGGAGAGAAAGGUAAGGGAAAGUCCGGCAAGCCACUGCACUUCAAAGGAUCUACCUUCCACCGUGUGAUCCCUGGCUUCAUGUGUCAGGGAGGUGACUUCACCGCCGGAAAUGGCACCGGAGGAGAGUCGAUCUACGGAGAGAAGUUCGCCGAUGAGAACUUCGCGAAGAAGCACACCAGUCCUGGUGUGCUGUCCAUGGCUAAUGCUGGUCCUGGAACCAAUGGAUCGCAGUUCUUUAUCUGUACCGCCAAGACAGAGUGGCUUGAUGGGAAGCAUGUGGUGUUUGGACAAGUUGUGGAGGGGAUGGAUGUGGUGAAGGCGAUCGAGAAGGUUGGAUCGGGAUCUGGAAGGACUUCCAAGACUGUGGCCAUCGCUGACUGUGGUCAAUGUUAG